This is a messenger RNA of Doryrhamphus excisus (bluestripe pipefish), 2399 nucleotides long. It is a transcript of the gene ttc22, whose product is annotated as tetratricopeptide repeat domain 22. Gene Ontology annotation, molecular function: protein binding. Lineage: Eukaryota; Metazoa; Chordata; Actinopteri; Syngnathiformes; Syngnathidae. The record is from RefSeq and is a predicted model, not a curated record.
GGCAGUGAAUCGUGUCAAAGCAGACGAAGGUGUGGGCUGAGCAGGAUUAGCGUCUUUAUUUUUGCGCUAUUCACCGCCAACAUAUGUAACACCAGGAUUUUCAUCUUUUGUCUCAUUAUAUUCUUCCUUAUUUUUGUAGCAAAGCCUAUGUAGGAGGAGAGGAGGAGUAGGAGGAGGGGGCCAUGGAGGCGGAUAACACAGAGGAUAUUGAAUCUCUGAUGGAGGACAUGGAAUAUAUCCCCGGUCACUUCCACUUGGACUUAAACCUCAACUGUGAUCCUUCUGGACCUGUGAAACUGAGGCACAGAGACACAUACCUGAAACAGGAGAGCCUCAGGGGGGAGCUGGAGGCUGAAGCCGGAUAUUUACAGUAUGCUGUUCGGAAUCUUCUCGGCCUGCUGGCUUUUCACCUCGACCAUCUUCACACCGCUGAGGAAAUAUUCAGGGGCAUUUGUAAAGAAGACCCGGGUAACCUCAAUGCUUGGGCCAAUCUGGGUUAUGUGUACGACAAGCUGGGAAGAGAGCUGGAUGCUGCAGAAUGUGUGGAGAAAGUGUCCCAGCUCAUGGACUUAGAAAAUGGAGAGAACCCCAAAGACGACACACGGCACAUGGCGGCCCGCUGCCUGGCCGAACAGGCCUACGUUUACCCGUAUGAUGUGGAGCUGGACAGAGACGAGGACCUGAGGGAGAGACUUACUGCGGCCCUGAUGCUGUAUAAGAGAGCACUGAACUAUGGGGGUCAACUGAUACCAGUAGAGGAAAAAAGAAGCUGGUACUUUAAGAUGGCAACCAUUUAUAUAAAACUGGAUGACAUCGUCAAGACUAAAGAGGAUGUGGAAUAUUCCAGACUUUCUCACUAUAACAAAGGACUGAGACUUCUCAGACAAACGCUUGAAUCUGAGAAACCACAACAAAAAGCCCUCUCCUGGUGUUACAUUGGCAUCAUGCUGGAGAGACAGGAUGAGUUCAUCGCAGUGCCCAUGUCGGUACACGACUGUGGCUACUCGGCCACUGAUCCUCUAUCCUGCUAUGGAACUGCCAUAAAGUUGGCAAAUGAUGACGCAUUCAUCCUCAACCUCCUGGCCAAGCUGUUUUUUCUGCUGGGCAAACACGAGAUGGCCACGGGGAUCUGCAACAUGGCUCUCAACGUGCUUCCAGAUCCAGAGCUCAACUGGCAGGCGUACUGUACCCUCGCCAAGAUCAACACAAUGCUUUACAUCAGGGAUCUACAAAAGGCCAAAAUCGGGGAAGGCGGAAUCCCGGACAGACAAAUGCUAACUGAAGCCCGGAAAAACCUGGAUAAAGUUUUAACCGUGUGUCCAAGUUUGAGGACCCACCUGGAGAUGGCACAGGUGUACUACUACAUGGGUGUAGAUGCGCUGCAGGAGAGCCUUUUGGUGGACGAAGGAGCAAUAAACAACGCCUUGGUGAGUCUGUCUCAUACGCUGCAGUACGAACUGGGUGACAGCUUGCCUGAAGUCCAUUUGCUCAGAGGACGCUGCCUCCUGCUGAAAGGCGAGGAACAAAACGCCGCAGACUGUUUCAAACACGCUCUGGACUUGGAGAGACCCGCAGGCGUCGAUACCACAGCCCUGCGCUGCCUCCUACAGGCCUUACUGGCUCUGUUCAUGCAGGGGGACCCCGACCCCGUACACAUCAUCACCCAGAUGGAGCAGUGCGUGCAAAAAGCGGAGGAGAAGUACCCCGAGUAUGUGGUUAAAGCCGAGCUGAGGUGGCUUUACAGGACAAACACAGCGGAGGUCACGGAGUUGUCUCGGGCGCUCAUCAGGAGCGGACGACUCGAACUGGUCAGGAGGCUUCUGGAGACGGUGGCGCCGAAACAAACCAAGAAGAGACCGUUUACAAGAUCUUUCUCCUUUGCUUGAUGCAAAAGUACACUAUACUAUACUAUACUAUACUUUACUGUGAACUCGACUACUCUACUAAAAUGAGUAGUAUUUUAAAGCAGACACCAGGAUGCUGCAUUUGGAUUCAAUGCCUGCUUCCAUAGAAUAAGACAGGUGGGGGCGGGUUUAGGUAGUUGGAGGCUAAAGAAGAACUUAGUGAGUGUCAAUUUCUCCACCUGACCAUCCAGUUGUUCUUUCCUCGUCAAGCCGAACACAAUAAGCACUAUAUGGAAUGGAUGGAUUGACAUGUGACUUUAUAUAAUAAUAAUAAUAAUAAUGGUAUUACUGUCUUCAGUGUGUAUCUUCAGAUAUCAUUAAAAUAAGGUGAAACUGCUUGGCUGGAGUGUGGGGGUUGUUUUUUGAAUGUUAUUACUAGUUUUAAUUAUCUGUGUUGCACAUCAUCAUCGUUCAGGGAAUAAAAUAUUAAUAAUGCUUACAAAUAAAAAAAUACAAAUUUCCACUCAUGACAUACUAUAGAUAAGAAGAGUAGUG